This is a messenger RNA of Trichoderma atroviride IMI 206040, 2444 nucleotides long. RefSeq lists its product as uncharacterized. The record is from RefSeq and is a predicted model, not a curated record. NCBI's taxonomy places the organism in Eukaryota, Fungi, Ascomycota, Sordariomycetes, Hypocreales, Hypocreaceae.
UUUGCUUUUGCGAAAGCUUGACGUGAUCAAAGCAGAGGCGUCGACGCAGGUCUCGUGCAUCCCUUCCAACAGAAUCUCGCAGUCAUUCUUUUCCAGAGCCUAGAAUCGCCGCUGGUUUUUUUCUUCUUCUUUUCGCAAGAGCGUUGCGCUUUAGCAUCUUGUCUGCCCCUGUCCUUAAUCGCCGCAUCCCUCUCUUUGUCUCUCCCGCCAUCUACUCGAAAGUGGGCGUCGCCCCCUGGUUUCUAUUCAAGCCCGGCCUUUUGUUUGCUCUCCAGCCACGAUGCAUCCGCCUCGGCCAUCAGCGCUGCUGCUGUCGUUUCUGCUGGCGCCCUUGAAUGCGGCGGCCAUGCUGAGCUGCAACAAGAUUCGAGUGGAUGAGCACAACUUUGAUCUGUCGCCGCUUGGGGGCCCGCAUUCGGUGGUGACGUCGCGGUUCGAGGCUAGCACGAAUGCUCACUACAACACCACCUGGACCGUGGACAUUUGCCAGCCGCUGAAGAAGAGCGGAAAGGCGAAGACGAAAGACGAGUGCCCCAAUGGAACAAGAGUCUGUGCCAUUUCCCAUUUUCUAAAGGGCGAUCAAGACGCCGUCACACAAGUGGUCGCCAUCGCAGGAGGACUCGAAAACGCCGGCGGAUCACAGUUCGAAUACGAGGCGACGAGGCUCAAGAGCAGCGACUCAAACUCCGAUGCCCAGAAGGAAGGCCUCCGACUUGUUCUCAAAGGCGGCAAACACCCUCUCACCGGCCCAGUCUCGGAGCGACGAACCCAAAAGGCCGUCAUUGAGUUUAUUUGCGAUCCUGACAAGACGGGCACCGAGGGCGAGUGGACAUCUGAAGAUGAAUACGAAAAGGCCCCCAAGACAAAGCGACGAGCAGCGGAUGACAAAGACGACAAAAAGGACAAGGACGAGAAAGACGGAGAUAACAAAGACGGAGACAACAAAGACGACGAUGGAAAGGGCGACUCGGCGACUGAGCAUCAGCUGAAGAACGACAAUGCUGCCCUCAUUUGGGAGGACUAUGCCAAGGAGAAGGAUUUCGACGUCCUCCGACUUACCUGGCACACCAAGUAUGCGUGCGAGAAGCGUGAUGGAGGCAAGGGCGGAGACAAGGAUGACGACCGCGAGCCCGGCGACUCCAGUGCCAGCUGGGGCUUCUUCACCUGGUUUGUUAUUAUCGUUUUCCUUGGCAUCGCGGCAUACCUCAUUUUCGGCUCUUGGCUCAAUUACAACCGCUACGGCGCUCGGGGCUGGGACUUGCUCCCUCACGGCGAUACCCUCCGCGACAUUCCCUACCUCCUCAAGGACUGGACACGCCGGGUGUUGAACACUGUCCAGGGCGCUGGCAGUCGAGGAGGAUAUAGCGCCGUCUAGUGAACGAGGACAUGUGCAUAUAAUUUCUCCAUGACAGUGCUCGACGAAUGGAUGGAGAAAUAGGCAGGUUAUCAAAUUCGAUGGUUGCGAACAAAGAAAGGAUUAUACAAUGCGCAAUGUUUUGGGGCUCUUGGUAGUAUUUUUUUUUUUUCACCCUAUGGUUUACCCUCCCCUGAUCCUCUCUUGUCAUGAUUUUAUUUUUUUGGCAAGGCGGCGUUCUGGUUGCAUACUAAGACCCGUUUGCGUUUUGUUUUGGGCGGACUUGGUAGAGGUUGUAUUAUUUUUUGUUGGGUUCUACUAUUGAUAAUAUCAUGAAAAUAUGGUUAUCGUCUCCUUUGCUUUCCAACCAGCCGUAGGUGAUGCCAUGGAUGUGGUUCUACUAUGGAUUGUAUAUUGAUGCUGGAUUGUGGUAAUGUCUGCAGGCCUCCGGUACAUAGACCAGCGGUGACUGCGCAGGAAGCUAGACUCACAAUGUCUCCAUAUUCCGGCUCAUUGCCCCAUUUUAAAGAAUGCAGAGCAAUGACUCCAUCGUUAUCAGCGCCUGCAGAAAAAGAGAAGAGCUGCAGCAAAUGACUCAGAUAUUGCAUGGGAGAAAAAUGCCAAGUGCCGUCAUCACAAAUAACUUUUUUUUUGUAAGAGGCCGCGGCGGGAGCAGCGAUAGCGGAGCUUUUAUCGAUAACAAUUUGAAGGGCGCGCGAUUGAAAUUAUAUCGCUCCCCGCCAUAAAGCUUGGCUCGCCCUCUUCUUAUCCAUUCCCAGUCACUUUCUCUGUUAGAAAAUUGAUUGGCAAUUUUGUUUGUUGUUUAUUUCGGAUCCAAUGGCUUUUAGGGUAUUGGCUGGGCGCCAGACGGCCGCUUUGGCUGCCAGCGCGAGGGGUUCUGGAGGACGGUUCUUUUCGGCGACGAGGGCGGUUGCGAGCUUGUCUGAUAGUGUGAAGCAGGCUAUCAAGGUGAGUCUUUUGUUUUGCUUUCUUUUGGCCGAUUCAAUUCGGUUACAAUACAGGGACAUCAAUUGGUGUUUUGAUUGCUGCAAUGAGCUAAUUAUGCUGUUUAAUGGCAGCGAGACGCAGC